AUGCUUGGCUUCUUGGAAAUACAAGGUCAUGGAUCGAAACAUUUAAUACGUCUGCACACUUCAGGUGCUGCAACAGUAAUGAAUGUUAAUAUUUUUAAAACAGUUUUUCACUACCGGCUGGGAGAGAAAAAAGAGAAAAAUUGCGACUUAAAACGUGCAGAAAUGUGCAACCUCAUAAAACAUUCAUGUUUAUUAUCAGACUUAUUGCAUAAUCGUUGA
Molecule: messenger RNA, 219 nt
Organism: Clunio marinus
Lineage: Eukaryota; Metazoa; Arthropoda; Insecta; Diptera; Chironomidae
Source: the annotation of a GenBank genome assembly